Macrosiphum euphorbiae (potato aphid) is the source of this 759-nucleotide messenger RNA. Lineage: Eukaryota; Metazoa; Arthropoda; Insecta; Hemiptera; Aphididae. The record is from the annotation of a GenBank genome assembly.
AUGUCAGAUAUUGAUCAAAACGAAACCAGUAGUUCUGAAAAUCUUAUAGAUCUAGAAAGUAGUGUUAGUGUCCCUUCUAGCGGGGAAUUAUACGAACCUUCUGGCGAAUUCGACUCCGAUGAUAGUAGGUACAGCAAUAUAUCUCAGUCGGAACAUGUUUUAGAUAGAACGAACAAUUCUAUAGGUAUCACUGACUCGGUUCUCGAAGACGCGAGAAACUUAUUUAAAUUAACUCUUAAUCAAAAUCAAGCAGUAAAGAAAAUAAUAAUGUCAAAGUUUAUGACAACACACCAAGCUUUAAACUUGAUCCCUUUGUUCAAUGGGGAAAAUGCUGAUGAUAGUUUUGCAUUUCAUAAUGCAUGCGAAUAUGCGUUACAAAGCAUCGACCCAGCAGAGAAAGAAAAUCUAAUUAGGGGUAUAACAACUCGAUUAAUAGGCAAGGCCAUACGUCCAUUUAGACAUAAGAAACCUACCACUUAUAAGGAACUUAAGGAAACUUUAGACCUCACUGUUAACAAAAAACAAACGUUAACGCAUUUACAUUCGAAAUUAUCAACAUUUAAGAUAGCUUCGGGGGAGUCUAUUCAGCAAUAUAGCGACAGGGCUGAGCAAUUAUAUUACGACAUUAUAGAAGCAUCCAUGGCAACAAAUGAAAUUUCUAAUACCGACGAUUUAUCCAAAAUAACAGAAAGGCAAGUUUUAUCAGCUUAUACCGAAGGGUUACCGCAUGAUACAAUAUAUGCAUUGUACAAUCAAUGA